This is a messenger RNA of Sycon ciliatum, 2855 nucleotides long. RefSeq names its product kelch domain-containing protein 10-like. The coding region runs from base 527 to 1813 and encodes 428 amino acids. The record is from RefSeq and is a predicted model, not a curated record. Gene Ontology annotation, molecular function: protein binding. Gene Ontology annotation, biological process: positive regulation of stress-activated MAPK cascade. Lineage: Eukaryota; Metazoa; Porifera; Calcarea; Leucosolenida; Sycettidae. The transcript has 11 exons.
UGACUGCGGAGGUGCAAGUACUUCUCAGUCUUCUGUCUUUUGCAGCACGUAACAACUACUGUCCUUGCUGUUUCCACGUCGCUGGACGAGUGGGUGUUCAAGGCCUGUACUACUACUGCUUGAACCAAGCCGAGUGUAACUGUUACCGGUGUAUACCAGCGCCUCUGUGACCUAGGUCAGGAUAGGGGAGUGUGGGUGCUAACUCUUGUCUCCAGCGCCUAGCCAGCCAUCUACGCAAACAGUGAUCUGGUAACCUUGCCAGCCUAGUAGAUCUACUACUACUACUACUACUACUAGUAAGUAGUAGAUCUACUCGUAGUCUACUCGUCAGUAGUAGUAUCGUGGAGAAAUGGAGUGCUUAUGACCUUUCUGCUUCAAAUACAGUAGCUGGGUGUCGUUUCUGAGCGCGCACUGCGCACUGGCUGUACGAGACCAAUAUCUCCAAGACGGCCGCAGUGAUGGCGUGCUGGACAGCUUGGCAGUGUGUGUACAUGUAGGUUAGCGAGUGUCGUCUGCCGGUGAAGCAAUGGGCUCGUGUUUUUCCUGUUGCUGGUGUCGUGACGGUCCACGGGACCCUGAUCAUGCGACAAGUACACGAACUAGUGCCGGCAAGGGCGAUGGAGCGCAUAGAGUAUUGAUCAAGGGCCCGCCCAGAUUUCAACUCUUCAGCUUCAUGCAAGAAAAGACAGCGUUGCGACCAACCCGUCGAAGACACCAUUGUGCAUAUCUUGAUGGAAACACCAUGGUUGUGUUUGGUGGGUCGGGAGCUAAGAAGAACGUGGCUGGUAACGGCCAUGGAUACUCCACGAUCUGGCUGUUUGACUUGCUAACAAUGCGAUGGACGCAUCUACCAAACCGCCUCAAAUGCAGCCGUCCUACUGGCGAUGUCUGCUCCACCAUGCUGCCUGUAGAAGAAGGAGUCUUGACCUUUACUGGAAAUAAAAUGUUCCGAGCAGGGACAUGCCACAUCUACAACAUAAGAACUGGUUGCUACGAGCAAUUUCCCUGCACAGGGGAUGUUCCACCGCCCGAUUCAGUUCAGCAAUUGUCAUAUGACGUGGACGGUUCUCACGCAUACCUGCUAGCACCCGGAGGAGUGGGCAGCAUGGCUCCAUCUCAGGUGUACUCGUUGUCCUUGCCUGAGGGUGAAUGGAAACGAGUGGCCCAGCGAGGACAUCCGCCUAGUAACCGCGAAGGUGCUGGUAUCAUCUCAUUUUGGGACUGCUUCUAUGUUGUGCUAGGCAAGAAAUUUGGUGGAGAGGGCGUGUCAGCAGAAGAGAUCCACAAGUUCAGCUACGACACGUGUACGUGGGACCGAGUACCGUGCGAGCCAGACCCCACGCAUGGUUUUCCCCGGCCGCGUUGCUACCAGGCUGUCGCGUCCAACUCAUCAUACGCUGUGAUGUGCGGUGGAAAGUGUAGUUUACACACGCCAAUCUUCGACAAUCCUCCUGAUUGGAUUUGCUUAAUGGGCGAUGUCUGGCGCCUGGACUUCCUCGGCUCGCGAGUACGCUGGACAAAGCUACCCAUGAAUCUGAAGCGACGUACGGCAAGCCAUGUGGCCGUCCUGUCGGAGUCUCACUGCCUCUGCGUGUUCGGUGGCAUCUCUGAACGAAAUAAGACCGUGGUUCGAGACUCCCAUGGCUGCUGCAUUGGCUAUGUUGGCAUUCCUUCACUCGCUGAGAUGGCUUGGAGAAACCUGAUCCUGUCACAACCACACCUGAUGGCCCUCUCCGCGGAGAAACUGGGAGCAUUGGGAGUGCCGGCUCGAUUUCUGGACUUUAACUGGACUGCAGCGGCAUCUUCCAAGUGAUCAUUCAUCUUCCUAACUGGCAGUUCAACCUGAGUUGGAGAAGUUGGAGACUAUCAGGUACCAUGGCUAUCAGUGAACGGCUUGGCUGGCAGUCACAUGCUCACAGCAGCUCAUCCUGAAAUUACUGCUUAUCUCAUUCACAAUGGUGAGUGGCAGUGAACUACAACAUGUUACUUGAAAAAAAUUCUAUACCGUGACGCACUAUCAUUUCCAGCUUGCACAGUCGUUAUAAAACCAUGUUCUCAGCGGAUCGCGUCCCACUUGAAUCUGUCCACGCUACCGUAAAAGCACUCGUAGUGCAGUAGUGUCCAUGUACAGUAUAAUAGCUAAACAGCGUAAGCUGCCUACGGUCAUGGUUAGGACCCGUACAGGAUCCACUGUAGAUAUACAUGCUGCCUAUUGGCUCACCCACAUGUACUAUGCUACCUCUGUUAUGAUUGUGUGUGUGUGUGUGAGUCUGUGUGUGUGUCUGUGUGUGUGUCUGUGUGUGUGUGUGUGUGUGUGUGUGUGUGUGUGUGUGUGUGUGUGUGUGUGUGUGUCUGUGUGUGUGUCUGUGUGUGUGUCUGUGUGUCUGUGUGUGAGCAAGAACCAAGCUGAGCCAAAUACUGCAUUUCUUUCUGGCUCCGGCCACAGUAGGGUAUUAUUAUUCUUUAUUUCCACGAUGGCCCAUGGCCAAUAAGGAAGGCUGUUCAGUACAACGUUUCCGGCUUCAAUAGUAGCCAGCUGUUGAUAUGCAGUCGAUUUGGUAAGAUUCCUGUACAUUAGCCAGCUGCUAUGGAUUGUCCAUCACCACACACCUGUCACCUCAGACUGUUUAUUUUAAGAUGUUGCCAAUUUCCUUAUUUGUCAGCUGACUGCUUGAUCUGAUGUUAGCUAGUACCCUGCUCGCUUCCUUUGCAUGGCCGCCAUAUGAAUACGCUGACAUUUGUGCCUGACAUAUCCGGAUGAGAUCCGGCUUAGAUUGAUAUGGACUAUGAUUCAACAAUUUCCACUGGAGUUGCAUUCUUGUCAAGCUUUGGACGGUUUUUGAAUUGAUGCUGCA